GCGUUUACCGACCGGUGCCGGCCGCGCCAUCGCCGUGUUUACGUUCGCGCGUCUCGCGCACCACGUGUGUCGUGUCGCGAUCAGGUGACCGGGGACGACGGACGUUUUGCGGGAGUUCCGCGCCGUAGCAGGUGUCAGUGACAAUAGCCGUCGAAGCCUCCGCGUACGCGCGAGAUGUUGGAGUCGACUUUCCAAGCCCUGGCGAGCGGUAGGACGAUCCUGGCCAGCGGCUCGCCGAGGCGGUGCGACAUAAUGCGACACUUGCGCAUAAACGCAGAAGUGGUGCCGUCCCUCUACGACGAGAAGCUCGACAGGGCCAGGUACGAGGGGCACGGGGAGUACGUUCAGGACAUAGCCAGGUACAAGGUGCUCGAGGUGUAUGAACGUUUGAAGGCGGACCCAGUGCCGCCGUCCCUGAUAAUAGGAGCGGACACCAUGGUGACGAUGGGCGACGUCAUUUAUGGGAAACCUCGCGACGAGGAGGACGCCUUCCGGAUCUUGUCCAGCUUGGCAAACAGGCAACACGUAGUCUACACCGGCGUGUGUUUGAAAACACCGAGGACCGAGGUCCAGUUUUACGAAUCCGCCAAAGUAAAGUUCGGAGAUGUGUCGGAGAGGCAGAUAAGAGAGUAUAUCAAAACUGGCGAUCCCAUGGAUAAGGCAGGCGGCUACGGUCUUCAGGGUGUAGGCGGCUGCCUGAUCGAGAAAAUAGAGGGUGAUUAUUACACUAUAACGGGCCUGCCGCUGUACUCGCUGGCCAGACAGUUGAACCGAUUGUUCUCCAACGUUUAGCGAGAAUAUCAAUGUUGCGUACCUGUCAGUUACCUGAAACUACCAUUGUACCGUCGUUCCCACAUGAAUAAAUUUUAUCACGCUAAAA
This is a messenger RNA of Vollenhovia emeryi, 880 nucleotides long. RefSeq names its product N-acetylserotonin O-methyltransferase-like protein. The transcript has 4 exons. NCBI's taxonomy places the organism in Eukaryota, Metazoa, Arthropoda, Insecta, Hymenoptera, Formicidae. Gene Ontology annotation, molecular function: nucleoside triphosphate diphosphatase activity. The record is from RefSeq and is a predicted model, not a curated record. Bases 175 to 792 code for a protein of 205 amino acids.